ACCUUUAAAUUUUAAUUUGUCAUAAUUUUUGCCGUCCAUUUUAGUUGCCUUUAGAUAUAUUAUAUUACUAUAUUGCAUAUUUAUUUCACCAUUCAAUUGCAUCACAAGCCAAGUUGUUUUUUGGCCCAUCGCAAAACGCAACGCAACGCAACGGUAGUCAACACUGUAAGAGAAGCAGCUUCCGUUUCAGUAAACAAUGGGCGAUUUUACGGUUGCGUUAAACCCUCCCAAAACCUUCGGCCCCGAGAUUCUACCACCCAUCAAUCGCACUUCCGCGGCGGCGCGUGGGCGGGUAACCAAAAUCUCUUUCAAACCGCACGGAUUUCGAGCAAUUCGCGCCUCGGUGAUGCCGAGUGAAGGCCAGCAACAAUCGUCUCUGGGAGACUCUCUCGUGAACAGUCCGCACAGAAACGACGUCGUUGAUGUUAUCAGAAAGAGCGCAAUCUCUAACUGCCUCUCCGAAACUAAUCUCCACAACACCGUUCCUGGUCUCGUGUCCAAAACCCGCGGCAAAGUUCGAGAUAUUUACGACGCCGGGGAUUACCUCGUUUUGGUGACCACUGAUCGGCAGAGUGCAUUUGAUAGGAUUCUUGCUUCCAUUCCUUUCAAAGGCCAGGUUUUGAAUGAGACAAGUUUGUGGUGGUUUGAAAGAACUAAGCAGAUAGUUCCUAAUGCAGUUGUAUCGGCUCCGGAUAAAAAUGUUACAAUAGCUAAGAAAUGCUCAGUUUUCCCUGUUGAAUUUGUCGCAAGAGGAUUUGUAACUGGAAGUACUGAUACAUCUCUAUGGACAGUCUACAAUAAGGGUGCUCGGAACUAUUGUGGAAAUGUCCUCCCAGAUGGAAUGGUAAAAAAUCAGAAGUUGUCUGAAAAUAUACUCACUCCAACAACCAAAGCUGCAGACCAUGAUGUUCCUGUCACUCCAGAUGAGAUUAUAGAAAGGGGACUGAUGACUCGAUCUGAUUAUGAAGAAGUGAGUGAAAAAGCAUUAUCCUUGUUUGAAUAUGGACAGCAAGUGGCUUCAGAGCAUGGCCUCAUAUUGGUAGACACUAAGUAUGAGUUUGGGAAGGCAAAUGAUGGUUCGAUUAUGUUGAUUGAUGAGGUCCAUACUCCUGAUUCAAGCAGAUAUUGGAUUGCCAGUUCUUACCUGGAGCGCUUCCAAAAUGGUCUUGAGCCUGAAAAUAUUGACAAGGAGUUCUUGAGGCUGUGGUUUAAAAGUCACUGCAACCCAUAUGAAGAUGAGGUCCUUCCCGAAGCUCCCGAAGAUCUUGUUUGUGAGUUAUCCUGGCGAUACAUUUUCUUGUACGAGACUAUAACAAACUCAAAGUUUGAGAUGCCAUUGACCGAGGAGCCUAUACAUGACCGAAUUUCUCGAAACGUUGCAUCUGCACUAUCAUCUUUAAAGUAGCAGGAGGAUUUUGGGGCCACAUUGUAGCUCAUGUUGUAAUCUCUUACUGUAAUACAUAUUAAAACUUAAACUAAUGGAGAACUUCUCCACACAAUUUUUUAUUUUUCUAAAGUAACUUAAAACAGAAAGAGAGACCAAAAUUUUUAAUGCUCUUCGAAUACUUUCUAGAUUGUCAUGACGACCGUGGUCGGAAAUUUGACAGACCUGUUUUUCUAAAACAAAAAACGAAUAAAGAGCAGUUUCUGAAACCAGAACCCAAUGUGUUAUUCUUUGUCUUGUAUAUUCCUCGUGACAACACUAUGGGAAGUAAAUUUCCUCUUCUUUUCUACCGUUGUUUAGCAUUCAUUCUGCCUUCGGAAGGCAGGGCAUGUUUACUUGUACGAUUGUAUCAGUGUGUCUGUAUGUCUUGUUAUACUGUCUUAUGUGUUA
Vigna radiata var. radiata (mung bean) is the source of this 1834-nucleotide messenger RNA. RefSeq names its product phosphoribosylaminoimidazole-succinocarboxamide synthase, chloroplastic. Gene Ontology annotation, biological process: 'de novo' IMP biosynthetic process. The record is from RefSeq and is a predicted model, not a curated record. NCBI's taxonomy places the organism in Eukaryota, Viridiplantae, Streptophyta, Magnoliopsida, Fabales, Fabaceae. Gene Ontology annotation, molecular function: phosphoribosylaminoimidazolesuccinocarboxamide synthase activity. Gene Ontology annotation, cellular component: cytoplasm; chloroplast stroma.